GGUAAGCGGAUUCCGUAGCCGUGGCAGCGGCCGGUGAGGGUAGGAACGCGUCUGCCGCAGUUUACCUGAGAAGCCGUCUGUCUGCGCCGGCGUGGGCCGCGGCGUGCCGCCGUUACGGGGUCGGCAGCUAUGGCCAAGGACAUCCUGGGGGAAGCAGGGCUGCACUUCGAUGAGCUGAACAAGCUGCGGGUGUUGGACCCAGAUGUUACCCAGCAGACCAUAGAGCUCAAAGAAGAGUGCAAGGACUUUGUGGAUAAAAUUGGACAGUUUCAGAAGAUAGUUGGUGGUCUAAUAGAGCUUGUUGACCAACUUGCAAAAGAAGCAGAAAAUGAAAAGAUGAAGGCCAUUGGUGCUCGGAACUUGCUCAAAUCCAUAGCAAAGCAGAGAGAAGCCCAACAACAGCAACUUCAAGCAUUAAUAGCAGAAAAGAAAAUGCAGUUGGAAAGGUAUCGGGUUGAAUAUGAAGCUUUGUGUAAAGUAGAAGCAGAACAAAAUGAAUUUAUUGACCAGUUUAUUUUUCAGAAAUGACUGAAAUUUUCAUUUUUAUAGCAGGAAGGCAAAAAUACUCCCCAACCAAAAAAACCUCUGUACCAUUCCAGUGACUUGACUAAUGACCUGACCUAAGCACGUCCUGACGGUGUGUAAGGAUUACAAUUCUCCGAAGGCAGUAACGCCACGUUGGGGAGCUGGCACUAAACAGUGCCCGGCACUGCAGGUGGCAGGGCAGGACAGGGCCUCACCUUUCGCAUUCUUAGUAUGAACUAAGCAGUCUGUAACUUGGAUCCUCUUUUUGUAAACUCACAAAGCUUUGGAAGGAAAAGCAAUAAAUUGUUUUCAAACAGCUUGAUCAG
Dipodomys ordii (Ord's kangaroo rat) is the source of this 851-nucleotide messenger RNA. RefSeq names its product intraflagellar transport 20 (gene Ift20). The record is from RefSeq and is a predicted model, not a curated record. Gene Ontology annotation, cellular component: cilium; centrosome; Golgi apparatus. NCBI's taxonomy places the organism in Eukaryota, Metazoa, Chordata, Mammalia, Rodentia, Heteromyidae. The coding region runs from base 130 to 528 and encodes 132 amino acids. Gene Ontology annotation, biological process: centrosome localization; intraciliary transport; protein localization to cilium. The transcript has 5 exons.